Messenger RNA from Aspergillus saccharolyticus JOP 1030-1, 1256 nucleotides. RefSeq lists its product as uncharacterized. Gene Ontology annotation, biological process: DNA-templated transcription. Lineage: Eukaryota; Fungi; Ascomycota; Eurotiomycetes; Eurotiales; Aspergillaceae. Gene Ontology annotation, cellular component: RNA polymerase III complex; nucleus. The record is from RefSeq and is a predicted model, not a curated record. Bases 156 to 1139 code for a protein of 327 amino acids. The transcript has 3 exons.
CAAGGGCACAUCACCUCCCCCUCUUCCCCCACUACUGAUCCUUGUUCCUCACUCCCGAUCCCAUUUCUCAAAACUACUCUCAUACCUGAUUUCCUCUCCCAUCCAGAAAAUUUCUGACCCACCAAAAACACCCUCACACCACCUUCCCCGCAACAAUGACAACUUCAUCCCAGGACGACGACCCCAUCAUCGCCUCCUACAACGUCUACCUCACCGACUCGGAGAUCUCGCGCUACGUCCUCCAAUACCUCGACCGCCCCACCGGCUACAGCUACGACGACCGCCACGGCCAAAAACCCACCGCCUUCCGCCUGAAACCCAAAACGGGCCUCGUCGAGGUCGAUGUUCCUAUCAACACCCGUGUCAAUUACGAUGUCAGCAAGGGGUUGCGGUACGGCGAUGCGUUGAAGAAGUCGCAGCGGGCGCGGGAGGGCGGGGCGUACGGCAUGGCGGGAGGGUUUAGUACGAGUGGUGGUGGUGGUGCGGGUGGGAAGGUCAAGAUGGAAGGUGGUAGUGCAGGCCCAAUGGAGGUGGAUGGUGGUAAGGAUACGGCGCAGUUGCUGAGGUUGCAGACUCUUGGGGGUAGGAUUAAGGGAUUCGAGGGCGGGGAUCCGGUUUAUAUGCUGGGGGCUUUCAGGGGGGAAAACCUCCAUUUGUCGCCCGUCACGGCCGUGGUACAGCUGCACCCGCAAUUACACCAUCUCGAUGCGAUGGAUGAAAUCCCUGCCAAAGGGAAGGGAAAAGCCCGCAAGGAAGGCGAGGAAGAUCGCCCGGGUGAGUCGGAGGCCCGGGCCAUCGAUGUCAAGAUUAAGGCGGCAGAGGAUGGCGAGGCGGCUAUGGUUGCGGGCAACCUGGAGCUGUUGAAACAAAUGCAGGAUGAAAAGUGGAAGGACUACGAGUGGGUGGAUGCUGAGACUGAGGAAUCGUGGCAAUUAUACGAGAACUACAUGAUGCACCAAGAGGUCGAGUCUCUUCCACAGCUGCAGUCGGCGAUUGAGACGGAGGAGUAUCUGGACAAGAUGAGCGCCCCCCGGAUUGACCCUGCCCGGCCGGAGUUGACGGGUUGGGCGAUGAAACAAAACCGCAAGAAGCAGCGCGAGGAGGCUUUGCCACGUGAAGAGACUACGGCGCAGAGUUAGAAUCGGGGUCGUGGACAGAUUUAUUAAUACUAGUAUUGAUUGAUGAUGAAGGACAAUGCACUGAUUAUUGCCUGCACUGGCAGUAGUAUUGUUGUACAAUACAGAUGAUGGAUUCGG